This is a messenger RNA of Bombina bombina (fire-bellied toad), 1291 nucleotides long. RefSeq lists its product as uncharacterized. The record is from RefSeq and is a predicted model, not a curated record. The transcript has 2 exons. Lineage: Eukaryota; Metazoa; Chordata; Amphibia; Anura; Bombinatoridae. Bases 132 to 1169 code for a protein of 345 amino acids.
GUUUUCCACAGGACUGCUUAACACACCCUGCUACAACCCUUCUGUAUUUAAACAGAAAAGUGAGCUGUUUUUUAGUUAAUCAGAAGAAACACCAGCAACAUACCUAGUGUAUACCUUGAAAAUUAGCUAUCAUGGCUAAAAUCGUCCCUAAGAAUAAAGCCCCAGGGGUGGAUUUUUGUGGUGUUGAUCAAUACUACUAUAUUGUACGGUCUGAUCUAAACUGCUACAUGAGAUGCUCCAAUUUCAACCAUGGUGAAGACAUUAAUAUCUUUAGCCUGCACCCCUCCUGUAUAAAUGGAGAGCAUUACCUGGCUUUUGAAGAUGACCACUUCUACAUUAUAAAAGGCAAUUUUUACCGUCGUGUGACCAAUAUGAAUACUGAUGAGGGUUCUGUUGUCUACUCACUGCAUCCCAAUUGCAGUGGAGGUGAUCACUAUUUGUCUGCCUUUGGGUAUUUCUACAUCAUUUAUCAGAGCCGUGGUGUCUACCGUCGUACCAAAAACAUGAACAAGGAUGAAGAUAGUGAAGAAUUUACACUACAUCCAGAUUGCAAGAAUGGAAUCUAUUAUUUUGGUACUAAAAAUUACUACUACUUUGUGAAGCCUCAUGAUGAGUGGGGAAUUCAGUACUAUAGAUGUACUAAUUUUAAUACAAAUGCAGAUGCUGAAACCUUUUCUUUCCAUCCUAGUGUUAUUAACUUUCUUCCUGGAGGUUUAGCCAUCAUUCAUGGAAAAUCUUAUGGGAUCUGGGAAUGCAUUAAAACAAUCACCAAUGAUUCUGAAACUCCAAUUACCUGGGCAAAGAAGAUAACGCAUAAAGUUGGCUAUGAUAAAGAGAAGAUGUCAAGUGUAGAACAUAACUGGAAGGUGUCAUCCACAGUGUCUCUACAAUCUGGAGGUUUGACAAAACUGAUUGUACAGGGCACACUCUCUAUUACAGCUGAAUAUGGAGGUUGUUCUGUCAACACAGAGAAAGAGAAUUGGAGUGAGGCCACUGAAAUUGAGGAAUCCAUUAAUGUGACCCUGCAACCAAAGAAAAAACUGUAUAUCUGGCAGUAUGUUCUUGGCAUAGGUACAAAAUCAAUCUUAUAUUGCCGUGACAUGAAAUUUGAGGAUCAUCCAGACCCCCCAACUGAGAACCCACUGCCCCCUUCUACUGGGACUCUUUAAUUACCUUCAAUCAAGUGCAAUAAAUCAUACUUAUUGACACUACAUUUUUGUCUUUUUUAGAAUUUCUUCUAAUCCUGGUUUUGUAUAUCUAAAAAAAUUAAAUAAACAAAAUACAAACAUUA